CGGGACCUAGGCGAUCUGUUUAGCUCGUCCCUGUACUGUACCGCUUAACAUUUCUUGUGGAAAUCUUGAGACAGGACAACAACCAGACUAUAUAGAGAGAGUCUACAGUUGACAAAUUUGACGGGUUGGGCCCCCCUACCCACAACACCCCACCAUGCCUCUGGUUACGAGGAACAUAGAGCCGCGACACGUGUGUCGUCAGACCAUCCCUUCCAACAUCCGCAGUGAGCUGGAAUGUGUCACCAAUAUCAGCCUGGCCAACAUCAUCCGCCAGCUUGGCAGCCUCAGUAAAUAUGCGGAGGAUGUAUUUGGAGAGCUCUUUGUCCAGGCUGGAGCUUUUGCAACCAGAGUAAACACACUGGGGGAAAGAGUGGAUCGUCUGCAGGUUAAAGUCACGCAGCUGGACCCUAAAGAAGAGGAGGUCUCUUUGCAGGCCAUCACUACCCGUAAGGCCUUCCGCAGCAGUCUGACCCAGGACCAGCAACUGUUCACCAGGCCAUCACUGCCGAUGCCUGUACAGGAUACCUACUUGACCUGUAACCCGCCCCCACCACUCAACUACCUCAGCCAGUACCGGGAUGAUGGCAAGGAGGCCCUGAAGUUUUACACUGAUCCCUCAUACUUCUUUGACCUGUGGAAGGAGAAGAUGCUGCAGGACACCAAGGACAUCAUGAAGGAGAGACGCAAGCACAGAAAGGAGAAGAAAGACCAUCUUAACCUACGGACACUCAAUCCACGAAAGAUCAAGACCAGGAAGGACGAAUGGGAACGCCGUAAGAUGGGGGAGGAGUUUGUGGUGCCAAAGAAUGAUCUGAUGAAUUCUUCUGAGGGUCUGAAUGGCAGCAUUGGAUCUGGAGAUGGCUUCAAUUCUGAAGGCCUCGAUCAGAGUACCAGCUCCUAUGCUUAUGAUCCUGGCUCCCCUCUCUCUCCGCCUGGAACCGAUGACUUCCUGCCUCCUCCACCUCCAGACAUGGCGUAUAAUGACGGAGGAUACGGAGCACCAUCCCAGAAGCGUGUCAGCGUGCUGAGUCCCAAUCACCCACCUCCUGCUCCCCCCAUGGCCUCCUCCCCUCCCAACUCUCGCCCCAACCUCGCCCCUCCCCCUGCUCCUCCUCCCCCCCCUCCUCUCACUGGCUUAGGGGUCCCCCCACCCCCCUCUGGCUUCGACACCCCACCUUCCCCUCCACCGCUCUCCUCCUCUCCCUCUGCCUAUCCCUCCCCACCUGCACCUCCUCCUCCACCUCUUAUGUCCAAUGUCUGUCCUCCUCCUCCACCACCUAUGCCUGCAGGUGGUGGUGGUCCACCACCUCCUCCUCCUCCUCCACCUCCCCCUGGCCCUCCUCCUCCAUCCACUGCCCACUCUGCUCCCCCUCCUCCCUCUGGUGGUGGGGCGGCACCCAAACCUCAGCCAGAGCCUGAGCCCGAGGAUGAUGCUCGCAGUGACCUGCUGCAGGCCAUCCGCAAAGGUUUCAACCUGCGUAAGGUGGAGGCGCAGCGGGAACAGGAGAAGAGGGAUCACUUUGGCAACGAUGUGGCUGCCAUCCUGUCCCGUCGUAUCGCUGUGGAGUGCAGUGACAGCGAGGACGACUCCUCAGAGUUUGACGACGACGAGUGGUCUGAAUGACCGCCUUCCCUUUUCACCUUCACUACCGCCUCCGUUUCUUUCCUUAAACAACAGCCUUUUAUUUCCAUUCAAAUCACAUUCUUAAGCACCAGUGAAGCAGAGACCCACGUUCUGUGUCAGAUUUUGAGUGUAUGCGCACAUUUUACUGUAAGUGACCUAUAACGAAGCACAUUCCUUCAACCAUUUAUUCUAUUUAUCCAAAAAGAUUCCAAUCAGAGGUGCAAAAGUCCAAAGAUUGAGAAAGAGUCUGAGUGUGCCUGCUGGUGUCCCCAUUUGCCACUGCUUCGGAUGACACCGCGCUGUCUGUGAUGAGAGAGUGUUGUGUGACGUAAUGCACGUCUCUCUGCUGAGUCUGUGCGUCAGCACAUCACCUCUGUCCUUAUCUUUGUGUCUAUUAGAAGCAGGUGCCCUCUGCUGUGGGCCAAAUGUCUGAUUUUAUCUGCUUUAGUAUAUUAUGACAAAGAGGGAGUGCACACACAAUCUCCUAACAGUAUUCGUAUGUACUCAGCGGAAAGACACAAUGUGUUGAUGUCAAAACAUUCUCGCUCAAUCAUAGAUUAUAUAAUAUAAAUGUAAAGUUUAUAUAACAUAUUGAAUCGUAUCUACUAAAGUUUAAUGCAAUCCUUUUACAUCUCUUUAAAGCACAGGUUUUUUUUAAAUCACUUUUCCUUUUUAUAUUCUGUCUUUCUUUUGUGGUUGUCAUGGGAACAGUUGAUUUGUGGAUGAGACACGGUUGUAGUUUAUAAAAAUGAAUUAAUUAUUGAGUAUGACAGGGGAAGUGCUGGCUCAUGGCAGACACCUGGGGUGUUUGAUGUGUGAUCACCAUACUGAACAUAUGCUGACAUUUAACACAUAUGAUUCAUUCUGUAUUGUGUUUCAGAUCUGCUGCGUGUUUCUUUCUACAGUUUUUUGUUUGAACUGUUCUGAGGAUCAGUUAGACUCUGAUGCUUUACUCACUGCACUCUAUGCAGAAUAAGUGCCUUUUUUUAUACCGCAUCUCAGUGUCAGUGCAGGUUUAUUUUGGGUAUCCACACUGAUCGCUGAUCAGCUUCUUCCAAAAAUAUAAUCAUGCUGUUGAUGAGUCAGAUGUAGAACCGACUGAUGUUUAGUGUGGACCAUAAUUCUCAAGUGCCUUUUAUUUUGUGUUAAAGCACAAUCACACCGCAUGCUUUGCCAAAGCUUCUCCUGCCUUAAAUUUUCAAAUGAUUAUAGUUAUUUCAAUAAAGGUCAAGUGAAUUACA
Messenger RNA from Centropristis striata (black sea bass), 2865 nucleotides. RefSeq names its product WASP family member 2 (gene wasf2). The transcript is spliced from 9 exons. Gene Ontology annotation, molecular function: protein kinase A regulatory subunit binding; actin binding; Arp2/3 complex binding. The coding region runs from base 155 to 1624 and encodes 489 amino acids. Gene Ontology annotation, cellular component: cytoskeleton. Lineage: Eukaryota; Metazoa; Chordata; Actinopteri; Perciformes; Serranidae. Gene Ontology annotation, biological process: positive regulation of Arp2/3 complex-mediated actin nucleation; actin cytoskeleton organization. The record is from RefSeq and is a predicted model, not a curated record.